AAUGGAUCAACGGAGUGUACCUGCCCACUAACCGCUCCCGGCUCCAGGAAGCUCACAGAUAUGUCACUAAGGAGCUGAAAGCAUUACAGAUUCCUUUUCUCAGCCGUGGUUCCGGCCUCUAUAUCUGGAUCAGCUUGAAAGAGUACCUGGAACCCUGCACAUUUGAAGAAGAGCUGCGCCUCCAUCGCCGCUUCCUGGACCACAAGCUGAUGCUGUCCAGUGGCAAAACCUACCUGUGUAAGGAGCCUGGCUGGUUCCGCCUGGUCUUUGCAGAUAAGAUCGUCCGGCUAAAACCAGCCAUGCAUCGCUUCAGCCAGGUGCUGGAGGAGCAGAAGCAGGACAUCAUAGAGAAGAUGCUGGCAGACACGCAGAAGGAGUAGGCUAUCUGCUUCCUGGUCAGUGGCUCUAGCCAGUCACAUGCUCAGGGAGCUCCUGCUGUAAGUCUAUGGUCCAGAAACCUGAGGCGUUGAACUGGUCUGUGACUGUCCGAACAGUGGAUUCCUCCAAGAACAGUUUCGUCUGACCUGGAUGGAGCUCAUUGUCUGCCAUCUUUGAAAGCUUCGUAUCUUUUUAGUCUUUGCUAGCCAUAACGUAUGCAAAAUGAUGUUUAUAUUGGGGUAGGGAAGGCCUAGGGGCA
Molecule: messenger RNA, 637 nt
Organism: Tupaia belangeri chinensis (Chinese tree shrew)
Lineage: Eukaryota; Metazoa; Chordata; Mammalia; Scandentia; Tupaiidae
Product: putative inactive 1-aminocyclopropane-1-carboxylate synthase-like protein 2
Exons: 3
Biological process (GO): biosynthetic process; amino acid metabolic process
Molecular function (GO): transaminase activity; pyridoxal phosphate binding
Source: RefSeq, a predicted model, not a curated record